AGCUUCCCACGCAUUACAAUUUAUGAUCAUCUCAUUACGAACAAUUAUAAACUAUCACUCAACAUUAUUAUUCUCCCUGUUGUGUAAACAAGAGGAAUGUUAAAGUCCCUUUAAUGGACUGAACAUAUUCACGGUAGGUUAAUGAAGCGUCCAAUGAUGUCACGGGAGUGAAUGUUACUUCCUGUGACGUCACACCACUUCAGACUGCCAUUUUCAGAGAAAGAACCACUAAUCGUAAUAGUUAUACCCAGGUAUUCUGUUGUCUGACAGGAAUUCUGGGUCCUCUUUGUUAUGUAUUGUUGUGACAAUGUAGACAAAUACUUGUGUUUCUCGUGUGAGAGGACAGCAUUUCAAUCUAACACUGCCAAUCGCAAACGCAAAAGUCGCAUGCCUUUUCUAACAUCGCCAGUUUCUUCUUGAAGUUCUUGAUCUUGCGUUCUCCAAGGGAAUCCACCGACAGGUCUGCUAGAUGACCAUGGCCACGGAGCUGGACAGGCGGGCAGGGAAGCUGAAGAAACAACCGGAAAUAGAGGAAAUAGAAGAGGAGGCAGACAUUAACGGCAGUCCCAGUUCGGACACCUCGGACCACACCAUCACAGCAAGUGCAGAACCACCGACACAAUCAAACGAUGACACUCCAGUUUUGAACGAACAAUCGAGGAACUCUCCUGCCUCGUUAGGGCAGCCAGUACAAGCUAACCACUUUCCCGUGAGAACCCGAUCUCUUGUGCGGGGUGAGGCUUUGUGUGACGACUGCUCCCCACCCCCAGAAGACAAUGCAGGCAUUGACGAAACUAGAGACCGCACCAUUUGUGGAGAAAAUACUAAUUUUUUAACUGUAUGUCCGAAGCUAGAGAAGUCGGGCUCUCAAGGAUCCGAGGCUGGUACCUCAUCAAGCAUAUCUCGAGAAUCUAGCUUGGACAACCAGUACAAAGACUCGACUGGCAUCGACCUGGAGGAGUUCAUCAAGAAAACUCUGAACAAGUCCGUCAAGGACAGGAAGAUGUUACUACAGCUGGCUAAAGAUCUCAAGAAAUUCAUCCGAGAACCAAAGCAUCAGUUUUUCCAGUUUGAUGAGAUGUCUUCGUAUGACCGGAUGCUGGUACAUCGAGUUGCGGCAUUCUUUGGUCUCGACCAUAAUGUCGACCAGAGUGGGAAGUCUGUGAUUGUGAGCAAAACUAAAAUAACGAGAAUCCCUGACUUUAGUUUUGAAGAUCAGGUUCUUAAAGGGGAUCAGCCGCUUAAAAAAAAGAUUCUACCCAGAAAAGCUCCUAGUCUGGAUGAAAGAGAGAGCAAAGGACGCGAGAAACACCUGUUUGGAAGUAAUCGAGCGAAAUCCCUCGAAGAAAGACAGAAGAGUUACGAAGAAACAAGAGCGAGAAUAUUUAAAAAUGGAGAGCAGGGCGAGGAAUUGCUGGGGUGCCCGUUAUUAAGUUUGGUCAGUAGCAAAGAUGAUUUAGGAUCUCGCCAGCCCAGCACGGACUCGAGUGGCUACGGUUCGUCGGACAACAACCGGUCACGGAUAGGGAUUCACAAGUCUAACAGCUACGGAGGCCGCCCGGCCAUACCACCGAUGAAACUUCAACACGGAACGUGCAGCUUGUCGAAAGCUGAUUCGAUUAGCAGUGGCAGCUUUGAGAGUCCACCAAUCCGCCCAUUUCCGGUUCCAACUAGUCCGUGUCAGUCUGACCAGUCAUCACUGUCACGCAGCAACUCAGUCGGCCCAGUGGCGUCGCCCAUAUCAUCAGGUGGACCGCCCCCGAGUCAGGGGUCGAGAGGUCAGGGGUCAUCGUAUCCCAUCCUAGUGACCACGGACCCGGGUUCAAUUCCCGUGGGCAGCAUGAUAGUCAAUCCGCAGACAUUACAACCUCACAUGAAUGCUGAUGGGACCAUGUACCGUUACGACCCAGCCCAGCCGCCACCCUGGCUGAUGGGGGGAAAUCUGGCCGUACCGCCACAGAACAUGCAGGCCUUCCCAGCCUGCCCACAGCAUCAGUACCCUGGGGAUCAGCACGAGUUGUGCCAGCGGUUCCCGUCUAUGACGAUGUCUGGUCAGUCGCCCGACAUGAUGGCCGAAAUGCUGCCACCCACUCCGCAGGGCUCGCAGAUGUUACCAGGCAACCAGCCCAUGUAUAAUCAAAAUCCUCACCCAUACCUGCAGCAGUCGUACUACCCGGCCCCAAACUGUAACACUGGACAACCCGUGCGCUACAUCUAUCAGGUUCCGUAUCCAGGGCAGCAGUUGCAGGCCCCAGUGGAUGGGCAGGGCCAGACGCAAGCCGUGGCGGGCAUGGGACAGUACCAGCAACAUUACGUGCAUAGUGUGCCGUCGAACUACCCCAACGUUGUGCUUCAGUCGGGACCUUCGGGCGACCUCACCGCCGCCGCGGGCAACCACACCGCCCAGACGGCCGUCUACCCCGGGGCUGUUCACCCCGGCGACGGGAACGUGCAGUCCUACUCUAUACAGUAUGGCAAUUUUAGUCAGAACAGCUGCUACGGACAAAGCCCCUCCCCAGUGUUUUACAGCGUGUCGUCGUCCAACAACCCACAGAUGGGCUUCUCGCUGGGUGGGCCGGGCACCCAGCUCCGCGCCACCACCCCGCCCAACCAGGCGGGCCCCGUCGCGGCCCCAAACCCGACAACGUUAAACGUGGGCCAGGCAAUGAACUAUGGGAGUGGGAGCACGCACGCGGCACAUUCGCUGACGUCGCCGCAGUUCGGCUCGUACCCAGUGUAUCCUCAGGUCGUGCAGAACCAGCUGAGGCCCGUGAAUCAGGUGGUGCAUAUCCCCGGGGUGCAGUCGCACAGCCCCUCCCAGCAUUUCUCUGUGGUGAGGCAGGUCAGUAUGCCCGUUGUCGGGCUGCAGGGCCCCCCACAGGGCACAGCCCUGGGUCCUCCGCAACCCAUGGGCAUGAAAGGCUACACAGUGCAUGGUUGUGUUCAAAAACAGUCGGUGGAGCCCGGGAAGGAAGGCACAGCAAUAAUGCCAGCAAUCUCGCACGUUCCCGGGUCUAGUCCUGUCACCGGACCGGCUAUACGGACGCCACAACAGAUAGGAUCAACACCUUGCUGGUAAUCCCAAUGACUGGUAAAGUAAUGCAACCAAUCACAGCGCUCGAUACUGUAAACCUGGUAUGCAUGCAUGGACGACGGUUACCCUAGGUCCUGUUCGGAGCCUUCACCGAACUCACAAAUUUAUGGCAUGAUAAAAAUGCUUCUUGUAUUUUUUUUCUAGUCAAGAUAUAAUUUUAUAAUUAAAAUUAUUUUGCAAAUAACCAUUAAAAAUAGUGUCUUUCUCUUAAAAUAGUUUAUCAAAAUGUAUGUAUGAUAGCCGGCGUUUAUCAAAAUGUGUGUAUGAUAGCUGGCGUUUAUCAAAAUGUAUGUAUGAUAGCCGGCGUUUAUCAAAAUGUGUGUAUGAUAGCCGGCGUUUAUCAAAAUGUGUGUAUGAUAGCCGGCGUUUAUCAAAAUGUGUGUAUGAUAGCCGGCGUUUAUCAAAAUGUGUGUAUGAUAGCCAGCGUUAAUCAAAAUGUGUGUAUGAUAGCCGGCGUUUAUCAAAAUGUAUGUAUGAUAGCCGACAUUUUUUAUCAAAAUGUGUGUAUGAUAGCCGGCGUGCAUUUUACAGUGCUCGCUUGAUGCGCAAUCGAUCUAGGAUCGUUUCCCAUCGGUGGGCCCAUUGGGCUAUUUCUCAUUCAAUCAGUGCUCCACAACUGGUGUA
Messenger RNA from Gigantopelta aegis, 3718 nucleotides. RefSeq names its product cAMP-regulated phosphoprotein 21-like. The coding region runs from base 470 to 3079 and encodes 869 amino acids. The record is from RefSeq and is a predicted model, not a curated record. The transcript is spliced from 17 exons. Lineage: Eukaryota; Metazoa; Mollusca; Gastropoda; Neomphalida; Peltospiridae. Gene Ontology annotation, molecular function: nucleic acid binding.